AGUGGAAAAACGGGAAGAGGAUCGAGGUGAAGUGCUGCUGUUGUGUUUCGUCUGGGAGGGAUUUUUUCUGAGGGUGGCAACAUUAGGCGGAUUCCUUGCCUUUGCGCGAAGAAGCCUGCUAAAGGCUCACGGGGGCGCCCAUUAGCGAAGCGUUAGUGAAGCACCGGGUGUUGAGCAAAAUUUACGAGAGGUGAAGAGCAAAUGCUGAAGGUGAAGGUGGUGUGUGGAGUGGCAAAGUAGGAAGGAAACAGCUCAAGUGAUAAUUAUUGAUAGCGCAACUGUGGCGAAGCUGGAAAUCGAAAGGGAAAAGAAAUGAAACUGCUCGCGCAGAUAAUUCCCUUUUGCCGACGUGCACGCAAGUGAGACAAAUUCGUAUCGUAACGGGUGAGAGAGAGAGAAAAAAGGUAAAGAUUGUUACGUAGUGAGAAUCAACGUACACAGCACAAAAAGGGGGUUGAAGGAAUGGGGUGUAUGCUUUUCAGGGGUGAGUGUAUCGUGCACAUGUUGUGCGUGUGCUGAGCUAGUCAUUCGUACACACACAUACGUAUACACGCAAGAAAGUGAGUAGAACGAAUGCGAGCGCGAGAGCGCAGGAGGAUGCUGCGAAGAAUUCGCCAGCGAAGCAACCAAAGCUCCACAACAUCCCCAAGGCAACAAGACAAAUCACAAGAAGCUGGGGGCUGCUGCUGUGGUGUUGAUCGCAUUUGAAUCGGUGUUGUCGUUCGUACACACUAUAGCCAGGCAUAAGAGAGACCUUGUCACAGUGUUGUCAUAGGUUUCGCCGAGAGUUGCCGCAAGCCAGUAGAUUGUCGAUGUUUAUUGUUGUUGUGAGGAAAUAGUGUUCACAAUGGUCGAAGAUAAAUUUCCCGCGUAGCUGUUUAAAACAUACAAAGGUCUUUUAGGAGAAGAAUGUGAUCAUCUCUAUUAACUUUAAAACGAGGACGGGCGCAACGUGUGUCGUCUUAGUGCUUAUUUCAGUUCCACAGAGCGAACAUCGGAUGUGCAUUCUAAAUGCGUGCAUGACAUAGGGGACGACGGGGUGUCCAAUGUAUGGCCACUGUUUGUAGAUAUAUAUACACAUAUUUAUAUAUACGUCAACUGCAACAUAAACCAGAAGCAGGGUGGUUGUGUCCUUGAUCUUGACCCAGCAAAAAACCGCUGGAAAAGGGAGUCAAAUAUUCCUUUUGCAAUUCAACGCCGGUCCCCGAUAGUGUGGUGAUGCAUUAUCAUUAGUCCUACCGGGCGGUAAUAGCAAACUAGUACUUACCAACCAGUGCCAUACGUAGACAGAGAGAAGGAAAGAGUGUAGCAAAGGAGAGAGAGAGAGAGAGAGAGAGAGAUACAGAGGAACGAAAAAGAGACAACACUAAAAAUCGGUUAAAAACGACCGAAACUCGCACACCCCUUGGAAAGCACUCAGUUAAGGGCGAACCGCCGGACAUCUCGAUUGCGAUCAGGAUAGCCGGCGAAAGCAAGCACUCACGAUGGGACGGAAAAAGAUACAGAUUUCCAGGAUAACGGACGAACGAAACCGACAGGUGACGUUUAACAAGCGCAAGUUUGGCGUGAUGAAGAAGGCGUACGAACUGUCCGUGCUGUGCGAUUGCGAGAUUGCACUGAUCAUCUUCAGCAGCAGCAACAAGCUAUAUCAGUACGCCAGCACGGACAUGGACAAGGUGUUGCUGAAGUACACGGAAUACAACGAGCCGCACGAGUCGCUGACGAACAAGAACAUCAUUGAGAAAGAAAACAAAAAUGGUACCAUGUCACCGGACUCGCCGGAACCGGAGGACAGCUACACGCUAACGCCACGCACCGAGGCCAAGUACAACAAAAUCGACGAGGACUUUCAAAUCAUGAUGCAGCGGAACCAGCAGCUGACGGCGGGCGGUGCUCGACCCAAUAUGGCCACGAACAGCUACUCGUUGCCGGUGUCGGUGCCGGUAUCGGUGCCCGUGAUCGGUACGUACAACGACUCGAUGUUGCAGAGCAGUCCACAGAUGGCACACAAUAGUAUUAGUCCACGGCCCUCCAGCUCCGAGACGGAUUCUGGUACGUUCAAUUCGGGGCAGGUUCCUCUAUUUUUGGCACGUUCGCCUAACGCAUCGUUCAUUCUCGUUCCAGUGUAUCCUUCCGGCGGUAUAUUAGAAAUGUCGAACGGCUAUCCACACUCUGCGUCGCCCCUCGGUGGAUCACCCAGUCCCGGCCCGAGUCCAGGUAUUGGCUCUCAUCAGGCGCAUAACAAUAACAAUAACACCCAUAACACGCAUAACAAAAUGCAAACGAUAAAACAGAGUCCGUCAGGUGGGAGCGGCAGUUCCGGAUCACGGUCGACUAACUUGCGAGUAGUGAUACCGACCCCCAUGAACCCGACCAUUACAGCAGAUGACAUCUCGUACGUGGAACAGCAUUCGCGGCAGCAAACGAAUUUGAAUACACCGGUAGUGGCACUGCAGACCCCGAUACCGGGACUUACGAACUACACCACCACGCUUGGCUCAUUCGGUGCACAGGAUUUCUCGCUCAACACGGACAUCAUGAUCGGACCGUGGGGUGCGGCAUCAAGCCAUAGCCAAAACACGUCCGCCGCGGCCGCAGCUGCCGCCAUGGGCAGUCUCCAGCACUCGAGAAUACUUUUCAGCGGUUUGCCCCAUCUAGCUGUGUCGAACAGUACUCCGCCGCCGUCAACUUCACCGCUGUCGGUGAAGAUUAAGGCGGAACCGAUCUCACCGCCCCGGGACCACCACAACACGUCACAUCAUCACGGUGUGCCUGGUGGUGGUGUCGGUACCUCAGCGACCGGUGGAUCGGCAACCGGUGCAAAUGGCGUCCAGUCGGCGGGAGCAUCUGGCAGCGGCAGCAGCAGCAGUGUCAAUGCGACCGGCAACAGUAAUAACGGAAGUAGCAACAGCAGCAGUCAACAGAAUGGUGGUGCCCAGCAACUAACUGCGAUGGGUAAUGUGGUUGUGAGUGGCGGAGGUGCAGGAGCCGGUGCGAGCUCACUAGGGGCCAACCUUAACCAUAGCCACCUGAUACAUUCACGACCUUCCUCAACCGGUCACCUAACACCGACACCGGACUCUUAUAUGCCUCUUGGUGGGCACCUGACAGGUUCCGUGACGCCAACGAAUGCACCCUCACCGGUGGACAUCCGGCAUCUCAGCACGGGCGGUAGCCACCUUCCGGAAUACGAUGCACCCUCUGCACAGGCGCAUAAAAGACCAAGAAUAUCGGAGGGCUGGGCCACAUAGCCCCUAAAGACUAGCGGCGGUACCGGUGCGGGCGCUGGUGGGAACCGUGGGACGGACGGUUCAUCGUGCUACCUGGACGACAACUCAAACCAUGUGGUAGUGAUUUCGGACGCGGACGGAAACAACUCGGCCGA
This is a messenger RNA of Anopheles moucheti, 3385 nucleotides long. RefSeq names its product myocyte-specific enhancer factor 2 (gene Mef2). Gene Ontology annotation, biological process: cell differentiation; positive regulation of transcription by RNA polymerase II. The coding region runs from base 1485 to 3251 and encodes 588 amino acids. The record is from RefSeq and is a predicted model, not a curated record. The transcript has 9 exons. NCBI's taxonomy places the organism in Eukaryota, Metazoa, Arthropoda, Insecta, Diptera, Culicidae. Gene Ontology annotation, molecular function: DNA-binding transcription factor activity, RNA polymerase II-specific; histone deacetylase binding; RNA polymerase II cis-regulatory region sequence-specific DNA binding.